Messenger RNA from Harpegnathos saltator (Jerdon's jumping ant), 474 nucleotides. RefSeq names its product proteasome assembly chaperone 3-like. The transcript has 3 exons. Bases 1 to 474 code for a protein of 157 amino acids. Lineage: Eukaryota; Metazoa; Arthropoda; Insecta; Hymenoptera; Formicidae. Gene Ontology annotation, biological process: proteasome assembly. The record is from RefSeq and is a predicted model, not a curated record.
AUGCGCACUGAAAAAUAUGAUCACAAUUAUCCUAAGCGCCUUAGUGGUUUCUUUAUUUAUCUACUAGAUGGCGCUUGUCGCAGAAACGCGCAAACUGCUUUGUGUCAUCAUGCUGAUCAUCGCAAAAUUAGGUUAGGCUCUUGGUUCCGAUAUCGUUCUGUGAAUUUUCACAGUAAUCGAACGCUGUUGAUUAUAACGCACUUCAAAAAGUUUGGAACAUUAUUGACGAUAAACCGUGAUUCAUCUAUUAACGGUGCAUCUGUAGAUGAUGUACCUCUAAAUACUAAUAGCGAUGUAUUUACAAUAAAGACACAUUUUGGUAGUGAUAACAAUGACGUUCACGUAGCUGCCAGAUACAUAGCACAACGAAUUGACAUUGAGAAGCCAUUAUUCUUGUCAAUAGCAUUAAAGGAUUAUAACAUAGAGACUCUAAAAGCUAUUGUCACUGCCAUAAAUCAGAUAAAACCGUGGUAA